Molecule: messenger RNA, 1405 nt
Organism: Lingula anatina
Lineage: Eukaryota; Metazoa; Brachiopoda; Lingulata; Lingulida; Lingulidae
Product: BTB/POZ domain-containing protein KCTD16
Biological process (GO): protein homooligomerization
Molecular function (GO): protein binding
Source: RefSeq, a predicted model, not a curated record
GAUAACGCAAAUGUUCAAUGCACGUCAGGGUUGAGUUAUCAUUAAACUAAAACGUAAGGACACUUAACGGAAACCAGAAAGAAAUAUAUCUACAGGUGAAAAGGAUCGUUUUAAAAGGUAGACAUUUCUGGCGGUAACGUACAUAACUGAACACAAUUGCAAACAGGCUUCGGGUAUUUUAUAAACAGAUUUGACUUGACGUUGAAUGCCCAGCAUCAGAGCCUAUUUCCUCAGGAGAGGAAUCCCAGUAAACUGAUACGAAGAAACACCGAGUUUUUUUAGAUUUAUUGACGUGAUUCCUUGGAAUAACUAUUGACAUUCAAACAUUGGCAUUGGCUUCCACUCAAAUUUCACUAUAUCUCAACCGAGAGGGGAAAAAUGACUAGUAACAGCAAUAGCAACGAUCAGCACCACCCUGCCAUAGUGGAACUGAACGUCGGUGGGGUGCUAUACUCUACGACUUCUACCACCCUCACGCGGUACCCGAACUCUUACCUUGGGAAGAUUUUCACUGGCCGUAGCGAGGAGACAUUGCCUCGCGACAGCAAAGGGAAGUACUUUCUAGACAGAGACGGUGUGUUAUUUCGGUACGUUCUGGAUUUCCUGCGAAACCAGAGAUUGGUCCUGCCAGAGAACUUUCAGGAAAAGGAGCGUCUGAAACACGAGGCAGAGUAUUUCCAAUUACCAGAACUCACCAAAGGCAUUAAACAUGAUGUACAUGACGACCACGAGGACACAAUGGACCAUCACUCCCGGAUUGCUAUGUACAGUCGAAUGAGAAUAAACAGUCUCCCCGCCCCACUUCAGAGACAUUGGGGUUCUGCGGGCUAUAUCACCCUGGGGUACAGGGGUACCUUCGCGUUCGGUCGUGACGGAUUAGUUGACGUAAAAUUCCGGAAGCUGACGCGGCUCCUUGUUUGCGGAAGAGUGUCCCUCCUGCGAGAGGCGUUUGGGGAAACUCUGAACGAAAGUCGAGACCCCGACCGCGGCCCUGAUGACCGUUACACGGGACGCUUCUUUCUUAAGCACACGUUCCUGGAGCAGGCGUUUGAUAUGUUGGCAGAGGCAGGGUUUCAUAUGGCUUCUGGCAUGGCGUCAGGGACAAAUGGCGCGGAUGUCAAGCCCGGUAUGGAGAUUGAAGAAAGUCGAUGGCAACAUUAUACAGAAUUCGUCUUUUACCGGGAACCCGGCGACCAUUGUCCUUAAAAUGUGAAACGUCUACCAGUGACCACAGCUGGGACAAAUUUCCGCAGUAGAAACCGGUGUUUCAUGAGGGCAUCGCCAGAUUGGAAUAUUGUCUGGUUCAUCGUAUUGACACGAGGACGUAUCCGUGGAAUCCGUGAAACAAUAUCGGUCAUGUCUGACCAUCUGUAUGUGAUCGGCACCAAUGGAGCUCUGCUUUUUA